Chenopodium quinoa (quinoa) is the source of this 438-nucleotide messenger RNA. RefSeq names its product vegetative cell wall protein gp1-like. Lineage: Eukaryota; Viridiplantae; Streptophyta; Magnoliopsida; Caryophyllales; Amaranthaceae. The coding region runs from base 1 to 438 and encodes 145 amino acids. The record is from RefSeq and is a predicted model, not a curated record. The transcript has a single exon.
AUGUCUCAUACUUACUCCGUAAUCAUUUUCCUAGCUCUCUUGCUGGUUGCUUGCUUCACUUCGCACCAAGUGGCUGCCCGUCAUUUGCUACAGAAUAACUUAACCGAUCCGUCACCCCAGCUUGGACAGCCAGCCAUGGCAGCACCCUCUCAAAAUAAGCCUGCAGCAUCAAUGGCUUUUCCAGCAUUUCACAAACCACUUCUUCCACCUCACUUUCUCCCCCUAUAUCCCUUCCCCAACUUGCCUACCUACCCUUCAAUGCCCACCAUCCCUUCACCGAUACCCACAGGACCUUCCAAUCCUUCAAUCCCCGGCACAGGGCCCAUCCCCGGCACCCCAAGUGGCGUUCCACCCAGCUUCCCCAAUCCACCAGCUAAAAUGAUGCCACAGAAUCCAUCAACAAUGAAUCCAGGUAAUGAUGAAACCCUGAACCCCUGA